Molecule: messenger RNA, 450 nt
Organism: Cylicocyclus nassatus
Lineage: Eukaryota; Metazoa; Nematoda; Chromadorea; Rhabditida; Strongylidae
Source: the annotation of a GenBank genome assembly
AUGUUGAGCGCGAAGGGCGAGAUCUUCAUCGUUCCUCGAGUGCUGCUGUCAGAAGCGAAGCACUUUAUCGGUCUUAUUUGGCUGAUGCAAUAUGUGAAUCGGUGGUUCGUAGGCCUUAUAGUAGCCUUAGGCGAAAUAGCGCCUGAUACUACGAAGAUUCAAGGCGUUCUCCAGCAGACACAGGAUCGAUUCCAGCAUAUGUCUGAUCAGAUCAUCCGUCGCAUUGAUGACAUGACGAAGCGUAUCGAUGACUUGGAGAAGAAUAUCUCCGACGUUAUGGCUCAGAAUCAGAUAGAACAGCAGCAACCUUAAGUUAAUUGCUGUGAAGUCUAAAUAGUCCAAAAAAGGUGCAAUGCACUUCACUCGAGUAAUGAUUUCAGCAGCUGAUUACUCAACGUUACAGUACUCUCAGCCACAUGAACCUACGUGUUUUGGUUUUUUUUUGCCGAC